AUGAGUUCGAAAAUUUUUAAUAUAAUAUUAAAGGAUGAUGUAAAGAAAUUGGAAAAUUAUAUAAAGAGUGAAAACAAUAUUGACCUUAAUGAAUAUAAUAAAGAAGGGUUAAAUAUUUUAUUAUAUGGGAUUGAAAGAGGGUGUUCAGAAUGUUGUUAUUAUUUAAUAAAUGAAAAGAAUGUAAACAUAUUUUUAAAAGAUAGAAAGACUUUUGAAAAUGCCUUAAUGAAAUGUAUGAUUAUUGGAAAUAGCAUGAUAAACGUAAGUAGAUUAUUAAUAUCGAAAAAUAUUGAUAUAAAUUUAAAAAAUAAAAAUGGGAAAACAAGUUUGCAUUUGGCUAGUGAAAAUAAUUAUAUAAAAGGUAUUGAAUUAUUACUAAAAAAUAAUGCUAAUAUUAAUAUAUUAGAUAAUGAAAAAAAUACACCUUUAAUGAUAUCUAUUAAAAGAAAUAAUGAAGAAGCAGCUAUGUUAUUAAUGGAUUAUAAUGCUGAUCCAAAUAUUAAAGAUAAAGAAAGAAACUCUGUUUUACAUAUUUGUGCUAAGGAACAUUCUUCAAAUAUUGCCCAAUAUAUUUUAUCAACAAAUAAAAUAAAUAUAGAAAAUUGUUUAGAUAAUAAUAAUAAUUCUCCAUUACAUAUUGCUGCAAGUGAGAAUAUUAAGACUUUAUGUGAUUUGUUCUUAAAAUAUAAAUUUGAUCCUUCACUUAAAAAUAAUAAUAAUGAAACUUAUUCCGAUAUCUUAAAAAAGCAUGAAAUACAUGCCUUAUUAAAAGAAGAAGAAAAAAGGAAAAAUUAUGAAGAAAAAGAAAUAAGGAAAAGAAAAAAUUAUGAACAAAGUAUGUUAAAAACAGAUGUUUCCAAUUUUCUAAUCAAAUAUAAUUUAAAUGAUUUAAUUCCAUUUUUUUAUAAAAAUAAUUAUAUUUAUGUAGAUGAUGCUUUUAUAAAUAUAAAUGAAAUUACAUUAAAAAAAAUGAACCUAACAAAGGAACAAAGAAAUCUUUUCUUCGAUUCUAUAGAUAAAUAUUAUAACGAAAUACAAGAAGAAGAAAAUCAAAGAGAUAUAACACAUCAACUAUUAAUAGAAGAACAAAAUCGAACUAAAAAAUUAAAAUUUGUCUCCUAUAUUGUGUCUUUAAUAUUUACUAGUAUUUUUAUAUAUAGUAUAUUCAUGUCCAUAUAUAAAAGAGGGAAAAUAUUUUUUUAA
Messenger RNA from Plasmodium reichenowi, 1203 nucleotides. RefSeq lists its product as hypothetical. The record is from RefSeq and is a predicted model, not a curated record. Bases 1 to 1203 code for a protein of 400 amino acids. Gene Ontology annotation, molecular function: protein binding. NCBI's taxonomy places the organism in Eukaryota, Apicomplexa, Aconoidasida, Haemosporida, Plasmodiidae. The transcript has a single exon.